Cladocopium goreaui is the source of this 1782-nucleotide messenger RNA. NCBI's taxonomy places the organism in Eukaryota, Dinophyceae, Suessiales, Symbiodiniaceae. The record is from the annotation of a GenBank genome assembly.
AUGUUAGUUAUAUUGUCCAACCACUUCUCCUGGCCCGUGCAGGCUACUUUCAUCAAGGUUGUCACUAUUGACGUGGAGAAUCGCCAACAGGUCAAAGUCAAAGUCAAGGCUCAGUGGGCAACCGAGGACAAGAUGAGGGACACUUUGAAAAUGACCCCGCAGCGGAUCAAAGCGAUCAAGGAAUAUUGCGAAGCUCACCCAAACCAUACCAAGUGGGACAAGUACGAGUCCAAAACCCAGUACUGGGUUGAAGAUGAUAUCGAAGCCGAGUGGGAAUCCCUCCGUGCCAAGAGCACCCGCGAAACCAGCCAGUAUGAAACUGAGCAGUCGGCGGAAGAUGUGCUGAUGUGUGCCUCAGCACCGGUGGCACUGGACAUGAGUGAAGUGCGGGAUGUGCAGUCAGGCUUGCCUAGCAGUGGGAGUGGUGGCCCCAGCCCUGGUGAUAGCCAACGCCAUGGUAAAGAACAGAUCUUGCCCCAAAUCCAGAAGAACCAGAAGGAAGUGAAGAGCAAGUAUGAGGCUAUUCCGGAUGAUUCCCAAAAUUCGACCCACAAGGCGUUCAUCAUGAAGCUUGGCGACCUUUCUGACAACUUGGAGAAAAAGCAGUCAGAGAUCAACAAUGUCUACUCUUCUGGGGCCGUUGAGGGUUAUGAUGAUGCGGCCCAGGAGUCCGUGACGAUGGAGGCCCGUUCGAAAUCCAUUCCCAUUCCCAAGGCUAAGGCGGCUACUGGGAAAGCCAAGGCAAAGGCCAAGGCUCCCGCAAGCCGCCUCAAACGGUUUGCUCGAAGUGCUGUGGAAGAGGCCAAGGAGAUGGGCGCCUGGCACGUGUCUGCUGCCAUUCAAAGGGCUUGCAAUUUGACUGAGGAGAACCUAAAAAAUGCAGAACGGGAUUUGCAUUCACUGUUUCGUCGAUAUGAGUUGGCCAUACCCGUGAAUUUGAGUUGCAUGCGCUUUGGACUCUUGUACCUUCACUACAUCUCUUUGGAGACCUGGUUUCGAUUCCUGCUAGCUGAUUACCCACAUCUGUUGUUGGGUGGCUUUAACACUGGAGACCCACGAUCUGGAGUUUUGCUGGAAUCAUUCUGGGAAGCUUACCGUGUAGCUCAUGGUGACCACUUUGUUUUCAGAGAGCACCCUAGAGACUUGAAACGUUGCGUGCCAUUCUAUUGGCACCUUGAUGAGGGCACUGGCCUAAGGAAAUCAGCAGUACUAGUCUUCAAUAUGCAAACUGCAUUUGGGUCUGAAACUGCUAGCUUGUUCGAGAAAAAAUUCACUGAUGGGUCGGGAAGAUCCGAUGCAGAGAUCAAACAAUACAUGCUGGAAUCACAGUUUCACAAUCAACGUGGAUCAUCUUUACUCAGCCGGUUUCUCUACACCAUCAUUCCCAAAAGGUGGUACACCAAAAAAUUUGACUUCGUUUAUGACAAAGUUUUGGAUCGACUGGCAACGGAGACUGCCAGACUGGCCUGUGAAGGUGUCCGGGGUAUGUAUCCAAUUUGCCUUGGCGUCAAAGGCGAUGCACCAGCACUGGCAAAAGCAGCCCAUUACUUUCGAAGUUUCAUGACCCUUGAACUAUGCCAUUAUUUAUAUCCCAUAGGAUCCAUGUAUGCUAUAUAUGGUAACAUUUACCAUCAAUAUAUACCCCCAAUGUUAUAUAGCAUAUAUACCAUACAUGGAUCCUAUGGGUAUUUGUGGCUAUAUAACCUUUUUAUUUGGGACUUUUCAAGGGUAUCUUAUUUGAUCUUACGGGUCACAUUUUCCCACACCAAACAAAACAAGUGA